AUGAGCUCCUCCAACUCUUCAAGAAAAUAUGGGGCUUCCUCUGUUUCUUCAAGAAAUAAACUAAUGAAUUUGCAUAAGGAACUGUCUCCUGAGUCGUUGUAUACCUUUGAUGUCGACCAAAGAAAUGGCCACGAGGAGUAUCCAGAUGCAACAACAUUGCAAUUUGAAUCUUUUUUGAGUCGUAUUAACAGUAAAAAUAUAAAUGUGAAUAUUGGAGAAGAGACUGAUAAUGUUAAGGAUACUAUCGAUGAGGAAGAUUUUCAUGAUUCAGAUUAUAAUAUUUCUGGUGAAGAUGAUGACUUUCAGGAGGUUAUAGUUGUAAACAAAAAUGUGAAAGGGAGGGGACGACCAAAAAUUACACCAGGCUCUAUCAAUGUACCAUCUAGUUCUGCGAUUGUAGUACCACCACAGGUUGUUGAUACCGAAUCUGAUUAUGUAGAUUCAGAUGAAAUGUUGGAGGAGGUUGAGUCUGAAAAAGAAGAAGAUAAGCUUCAGGAAAAAGUUACCUAUGUGGAGUAUAAUGAAGAGAAACACAAAGACAAGCCAAUAUUAGAGCUAGGGAUGACGUUUGGAAAUUUUACAGAAUUUAAACAAGCUUGCAUGGAGUGGGGUAUUAAAAAUAGAAGAGAGCUAAAGUUUUAUCCCAAUGAUACAGAGAGGGUGGUGUGUAUUUGCAAGCGAAAAGACUGUCCAUUUAGAAUUUAUGCUAGCAAGCUAAGUCAAGAUGAUUCUACCGUGCAGAUCAAGUCUAUCAAUUUGACUCAUAAGGGUGGCAUGGUGUUUGAUAAUCCCCACAUGACACCAAAAUAUAUAUCUAGAAGGUAUUUUGAAAAUUUUAAAGUUGAUCCAAAUUGGAGUAUAAAUGGAAUCAUAGCUACCGUAAGAAAGGACCUCAAUUAUACAAUAUCAUAUAAGAAGGCAUGGAGAGCCAAAGAUCAAGCUCUAAAAUGGGUGGUUGGAGAUGAGAGCCUUCAAUAUGGUAAGCUUUUAUCAUAUAGAGCAGAGUUAUUGAAUUCUAAUCCUGGAUCAACUGUUGUGAUUUGGAGAAAUGAAGAAAAGUUUCAGGGAUUUUAUGUGUGUUUUGGUGCACUGAAAGAAGCAUUUAAAUCAGGGUGUAGGCCCUUCAUUAGCCUAGAUGGAUGUUGGCUAAAAGGAAACUUUGGAGGAAAUUUAUUGUCGGCAGUUGCUAUAGACCCUAAUGAUUGUAUUUUUCCUGUUGCCUAUGCUGUCAUAGCUCAAAAUGAAAGUAAAGAAACUUGGAGUUGGUUCUUGGAGAUUCUCAGUGAGGAUCUAGAAAUAAGAAACAGUCAUCACAUAGCGUUUAUGUCGGAUAGACAAAAGAGCUUAAUUGGAGCAGUUAAGGACUUGUUUCCUUUUGCUGAACACAAAAGUUGUGUUAGGCAUAUGUACCAAAAUUUCAGAGGAAAACACAAAGGCAAAGCUUUGAAAGAUUUGGUGUGGAGUGCAGCAAUUGCCAGUAAUGAAAUAACAUUCAAGAAAUGUAUGGAAAAAAUUGAGCAAGAAGAUAGAGAGGCAAGAAAUUGGUUCAACCAUCCAGAAAGACCAUUUCAAAGUUGGACUAGAGCCUUAUUUAAAACAAAUAUUAGAUGUGAUAUGUUGCUCAACAAUUUGUGUGAAAGCUUCAACAAGUAUAUACUUGAUGCCAGGGAUAAACCAAUCAUUACAAUGCUAGAAAUGAUAAAGAAUAAGCUAAUGAAGAGAUUGCAUAGCAAGAGAAUCUGGAUUGAAAAAUAUCAAGAUAAGAUUUGCCCCAAAAUUGUCAAAAAACUUAACAAAAUUAGUAAUGAGGCUGUUAUGUUUAAACCUGACUAUUCAGGGGGACCAAAGGUGUUGGUUAAUGGACCUGGGGACCAUAUGUGGUGGAUAUGA
Messenger RNA from Solanum verrucosum, 1890 nucleotides. RefSeq lists its product as uncharacterized. Lineage: Eukaryota; Viridiplantae; Streptophyta; Magnoliopsida; Solanales; Solanaceae. The transcript is spliced from 4 exons. The coding region runs from base 1 to 1890 and encodes 629 amino acids. The record is from RefSeq and is a predicted model, not a curated record.